Messenger RNA from Nymphaea colorata (pocket water lily), 1110 nucleotides. Its product is annotated as geraniol 8-hydroxylase. The transcript is spliced from 2 exons. The record is from RefSeq and is a predicted model, not a curated record. Bases 1 to 1110 code for a protein of 369 amino acids. Lineage: Eukaryota; Viridiplantae; Streptophyta; Magnoliopsida; Nymphaeales; Nymphaeaceae. Gene Ontology annotation, molecular function: heme binding; oxidoreductase activity, acting on paired donors, with incorporation or reduction of molecular oxygen; iron ion binding.
AUGGCUGAGAUGCAACAGGUGCUCCAUAAGCACGACCAGGCGUUUGCGGGCCGAACCGUCAGAGACGUUGUCACCGUGUUCGACUACCACCACCACUCGCUGGUGUUUAGUCAGAACGGGACAAGAUGGAGAGAGCUGAGAAGGAUCUGCAACAUGGAGCUGUUCACGCCCAAGAGACUGGACAUAUUAGCAGGCGUCCGGCAAGAAAAGGUUCAAGCCCUUCUCCGGCAUGUUCACAAGGCCUGUGCGGCCGGUCAUUCAGUCGAUAUCGGCUUGUGUGCGUUUGGAACCACCCUGAACUUGGUGGCAAACACCAUCUUUUCCAAGGACGUGGUGGAUCUCGAGUCGGAGUCGGCGGGAGGGUUCAAGAACUUGUUGUGGGAGAUUUUAGACCUCAACGCAAAGCCAAACCUUUCCGACUUCUUCCCGGCGCUCAGGUGGCCGAUCCUCAUGUCUGCGGCGUCGAAAUACAACUCUUAUAAAGCGGACGUGUUCAUUGGUGGAAGUGACACAACUUCUACCACCAUAGAAUGGGCCAUGACUGAACUGCUUCGACACCCAGACAAGAUGUCCAUAGCGCAGCUUGAGCUGAAAAGGACCAUCGGCUCAGAACGUCAUGUGAAGGAGUCUCAUAUCCAGCACCUCCCUUACUUACAAUCACUGGUGAAGGAGACCUUGCGGUUGCACCCGCCUGUUCCUCUUCUCGUUCCACAUAGCGCAGAUGUAACUACAGAGGUAGCUGGCUUCACCAUCCGUAAGAACACCCAAGUUCUUGUCAACGCAUGGGCCAUCGGCCCUGAUCCCGCCAGCUGGGAAAAUGCAACAUCCUUCUUACCAGAGAGGUUUCUAAAUUCUGAUGUAAAUUUCAAAGGAAAGGAUUUUCAUUUCAUCCCUUUUGGCGCCGGAAGGAGGGACUGCCCCGCCAUCCCUUUAGGGGUCCGCAUGGUUCAUCUGAUGUUGGCUUCUCUUCUCCAUUCAUUUUCAUGGAAUCUCCCACAUGGGAUGGGCCCCGAGCAACUGGAUGUGAAAGCCAAGUUUGGCUUAACUCUGCAGAAAGCUAUACCUCUCAAAGCGUUCCCUUCUCCAUGGUCCUUUGAUGGCCUGGAAUAA